Messenger RNA from Rhizoctonia solani, 1026 nucleotides. Its product is annotated as aminotransferase class-V protein. NCBI's taxonomy places the organism in Eukaryota, Fungi, Basidiomycota, Agaricomycetes, Cantharellales, Ceratobasidiaceae. The record is from RefSeq and is a predicted model, not a curated record. Gene Ontology annotation, cellular component: peroxisome. The transcript has 15 exons. Gene Ontology annotation, molecular function: L-serine:pyruvate transaminase activity; L-alanine:glyoxylate transaminase activity. The coding region runs from base 1 to 1026 and encodes 341 amino acids.
AUGGCCGGACAACAAGCGUUCAAGCAGGAGCCCCAUAAGCUCUUGGUCAUUCCCGGUCCUAUUGAGAUUGCAGACGAGGUCCUUUAUGCCAAUGCUCAUCCCUCAAUGUCUCAUGUCUCUGCGGAUUUUAUUCCGGUUUUUGGCGAUUGCAUCAGGAUGCUCCGCCAGGUUCUAUACACUAAGGAUGGUCAGCCAUUCCUUGUUGCUGGCAGUGGCACCCUUGGAUGGGACAUGGUCGCCAGCAACCUCGUUGAAGCAGGAGAAGACGCUCUAGUUUUGCAUUCAGGCUACUUUGCUGAUAGCUUUGCUGAUUGCACUGGUGUACUUUCCGACGCCAAGAUGAUUGGCCAAGUAGUCAAACGUGUCUCUCCUGAUACACUUGUUGUACUUGACGGUGUAUGCUCUGUUGCGAGCGAAGAGAUUCGCAUGGAUGAUUGGGGCAUUGACGUUGUCCUAUCGGCUACACAAAAGGGACUUGGAACUCCUCCUGGCUUGAGCGUCGUAUGCGCAAGUCAGCGUGCUCUUAAUGUCCUCAAAGGACGCAAAACGCCGGUAUCAUCAUACUUUGCUAACUGGAACAGAUGGCUACCCAUCAUGCAAGCCUACGAAAGGCAGUCCUCUGUACUUUGCCACUUAAAUUUGAUCUAUGCUUUCCAUGCCUCGCUUUCCGCAAUUACCAAGAAUCAGCCAUCACUCGAGGAGCGCUUCAAGCUGCACAAGGAGGCCAGCUCUAAGAUAAAAAAGGCCGUAGCCGACCUGGGACUUAAACUAGUCCCCAACGAUCUCGCAUUUGCGGCUAAUGGAAUGACGGCAGUGUACUUCCCGGAUGGCAUUUCUGCCCCGGAUAUCAUUCCACGAAUGCUGAAACAGGACGUCGUUGUAGCCGCUGGGUUGCACAAGGAAGUCAAAGACAAAUACUUCAGAGUUGGACACAUGGGAAUUACGGUUACUGACGAAUCCCGCGGCGAUGUUGACAAAAUUAUUUCCGCCUUGCAAAAAGCAUUCGCUGAAGCACGUGCCAAGUAA